Messenger RNA from Amorphotheca resinae ATCC 22711, 921 nucleotides. RefSeq lists its product as hypothetical. NCBI's taxonomy places the organism in Eukaryota, Fungi, Ascomycota, Leotiomycetes, Helotiales, Amorphothecaceae. The transcript has a single exon. The coding region runs from base 1 to 921 and encodes 306 amino acids. The record is from RefSeq and is a predicted model, not a curated record. Gene Ontology annotation, cellular component: mitochondrial large ribosomal subunit; ribosome. Gene Ontology annotation, molecular function: structural constituent of ribosome. Gene Ontology annotation, biological process: translation.
AUGGCACCAAAGCUGCCAACAGGCUGGGUACACUCGCCGCCGACCUUCCUUCUCCCAGAUGCAUUCCUCCCGUUGAUCACCAAGCGUGGUGUCAAAUAUGGAUGGACGACGGCGCCUGCACGAGGGAAGCCCGCGCGGUUCAACCAGAAGACUGCGGGCCUCCCAACCCUCUCACAAUCCCCUGCCGCAGCUCUCGCACGAAAGGACUAUACAUUACCCUUACGGACAGGUGCCCUAGCUAUCAAGAAAGGGAUGACCGCCCUCUAUGAUCCAGAGACGGGGAUACGAACCCCCUGUACCGUCCUCCAACUCGACCGAGUACAAGUCGUUGCGCACAAGACACGGGAGAAACACGGAUACUUCGCGGUGCAGAUUGGAAGUGGAUGGAAGCACUCGAGCAAUGUUACGAGGCCACUCCUGGGGCACUUCACUGGCGCUGGGGUUAGCCCGAAGAGAUAUCUGGCAGAGUUCAGGGUGAAGGACGAGAGCGGAUUGCCGCAGGUUGGACAAUCCAUUGGGCCGGAAUGGUUCCUCGAAGGGCAGUUUGUGGAUGCGAGGGCGAAUUCUAGGGGAAUGGGAUUCGCGGGUGGUAUGAAGAGAUGGGGAUUCAAAGGUCAGCCGGCUUCGCACGGUAACUCGAAGACACAUCGAGCGAUGGGUUCCUCUGGUGCUUCGCAAGGAAGUGGUUCCAGGGUUCACCCAGGCAAGAAGAUGCCUGGUCGGAUGGGAGGAGAGCAGGUUACGGUUCAGAAUGCAAAGGUGUUGAAGGUGGAUAAGGAGAAAGGCCUGGUGAUUCUGAAUGGUUCUAUCGCUGGACCAAAGGGAUGCGUUGUUAAGAUCCAGGACGCGAUAAUGAAGCCAUGGCCGGUCGUUCCAGGAGCGGUUGAGGGGGUUAAGGAAAAAUUGGAGGCCACGGCGUAG